GAUAUUGUCUUAGGAGGUGGUACGAGUGGGGUGGGAUUCCCUGCUGCUGGAGUCUGCACUGGCUGCUGCCUAGUGUGGGGAGGAAGGAGCCUGGUGAGGCCAGAAGGAUCAUCGGGGCGGACGGGGUGGGGGCCGGAGUCUGCCGCGGCAUCCGAACCCGGGAGCUUGUUGGGAUGGACAUGCCAGUCGCUGCGCUAGGAUCCCAGCCUCCCUUGGGCUCAGGCAGCAGCCUUGGCUGAGUGGACACCAGUGAGCCCAGCCGGGCAGCCUGCAAGCGGCAGCCCCGCUCUCUGGAGAAGGAGUCGGGUCCCUCUGCGGUCCGGGAGAUCUGGCACCUGGCGGCGAGAGGACCAGCUGUUUCCUUCGCCCAAAGGGAAGGCACGGAAGCCGGCAGAGGAGAAAACUGGGGCCGAGUCACUUUCCUGGCGGAGCGGAGGAUCGCGGAGAGGGCUGGCCUGGGAGGCUGAGCAGUGCAGCAGCAGCAGCAGCAGGAGUCCCCCCUCUGGGCAGCAGGGAGCCACUGACAGCUCCGAGCUCCUCCGCGGCUCCAGCCAAAGCGGUGUGGGCAGCUGCUGCCUGCUCCUCCUCCUCCUCCUCCUCGCGUGGGCCUUCCCCACAUGGGGCCGUCACCUGCAGGCGCUCCUGCUCCUGAUGGCGCCGAGGAGAACAGAACCAUGCUGUCUGCAACCUGAGGUGCUGGUCGCCAAGAUCUGGGCUCAGGAUGAAGGUGGUCUCUUACCUGGCGUCACACACAGACUGGAGAGUCUGAUCACGCCCCAGAGGCAUUAGGCAAGGGGUCGCUGGCCUCCCCCCUUGUGGACUGGAGUCUUCCCAUCACCCCGCCUUGCAGGGCCUCUGCUGCUGGGGAGUUACUAUGCAGCUUGGACUCUUUCUGGUGGUGGUUUGUCUAAGUUUGCUGGAUCUCACAGGCGGCGGCAGCAGCAGCAGUGGCAGCAGCCGGGCACAGAAGGGCAAGAGGCAAAGGCGAAUCAGCACAGAAAUGAGCCAGGGCUGUGCCAAAGGGUGUGACCUCUGCUCCGAAUUCAACGGGUGCCUCCGGUGCUCACCCAAACUCUUCAUCCUCCUGGAGCGCAACGACAUCCGCCAGAUUGGCAUCUGCUUGCCCUCUUGCCCGCUGGGUUACUUUGGCAUACGCAAUCCAGACAUGAACAAGUGCAUCAAAUGCAAAAUUGAAAAUUGUGAGGACUGCUUUAGCCGAAACUUUUGCACGAAGUGCAGAGAAGGCUUGUACUUGCACAAAGGAAGAUGUUAUGCCAGCUGCCCAGAAAGCUACUCUGCUGCCAAUGGCACUACGGAAUGCAGCAGUCCUGCACAAUGUGAAAUGAGCACGUGGGGCCCCUGGGGAGCAUGCUCUAAGAAAAGGAAGCUGUGUGGCUUCAGGAGGGGAAACCAAGAGCGCACCCGGAAGAUCCUGCAGCCGGUGCCCCCUGGGGAUGUGUCCAUGUGUCCCGCCACCAUUGAGCUCCGGAGAUGCACGGUGCCCAGGAGCCAGUGCCCAGAAGGACGGAAAAAGAAAAAGGACGGACAAGGCAAACAAGACGGCACGAAUGAGGACAGGCACAGGAAGGAAACCAAAGAUGGCAGGUCUCGCGUCAAGAGAAGGAAAGGCCAGCCCAGGGCGACAGCUGUGCCGGUGACCUCUGCUCCCUAACUGGCCCUUCACGGCUGCGAGAUCAUGGCAGUUCUGCAUUGCUGCGAUGUAUAUGAAAGCUUUAUCCUAGAACCAGAACACGGCACCACCAAGACCUGGCUGGGCAGACUCUUAAGACACACAAUUGCAGGCUGUUUGGGCUGGGAGUGCGGCAAGGGGCCCCCAGAGGCGACCCCCAAGCCGGGGCCCUCCCCUUUCUGAGUAGGGGCAGGAGGCGGUGCCCUUCUCCAAGGAGGGCCAGGGAAGCUGGCCUGGGAAUGGCACAAAGCAGCUUCCAGAGCAAAGGAUGGGACUGGAAGGAGCUUGCUCCAGAUAUCUGGCACGGCACAAAGAGGGCGGCCUUCUUCUUUCAAGCCGCCCCUUCGGUGUUUCAGGUGGUCUCCUUGAGAAUAUAUGUUAAGUGUUUGUGAUAAAUGUUCAGGGACGGUUGCCCUGAAAUGGCUUCCACCUUUCCGAUUAAAAAACAAAAGCAGACCAACCCAAACAGUCCCCGUGUUCCU
Hemicordylus capensis (graceful crag lizard) is the source of this 2172-nucleotide messenger RNA. RefSeq names its product R-spondin 1 (gene RSPO1). Lineage: Eukaryota; Metazoa; Chordata; Lepidosauria; Squamata; Cordylidae. The record is from RefSeq and is a predicted model, not a curated record. Bases 875 to 1672 code for a protein of 265 amino acids. The transcript is spliced from 6 exons.